UACAUGUAUGUACUUAUUUUAUAUGUAUUAUAUUUCAGCACAUAGUACAUGUAGCACACAGUAUUUAUCAUGUUUAUAUCUUUAGUCUAGAUUGCUCCACACAUGCAGGGAUCUCCUCAGGUGUACAUUUCAUACAGUACAGUUACAUAUAUUAUAUUUCAGGUCUUACCUUCUGGAUCGCUCCAGGUCAUUCAUUCUCUUUAUGUAUAUUGUACGUAUUGUACUACGCCUGCUGGAUCGCCACAGGUCGUACUACCCCUGCGGGAUCGCCACAGGUCAUUCAUUCUCUUUAUGUAACGGUACUACACCUGAUGGAUCGCCACAGGUCAUUCUAUUUAUGUAUACUGUACUACACCUGCUGGAUCGCCACAGGUCAUUCUAUCUAUUUAUGGGUUUUGUACUACGCCUGCUAGAUCGCCACAGGUCAUUCUUUCUUAUUAUGUAUAUUGUACUACAUCUGCUGGAUCGCUCCAGGUCAUUCAUUCUCUUUAUGUAUAUUGUACGUAUUGUACUACGCCUGCUGGAUCACCACAGGUCGUACUACCCCUGCUGGAUCGCCACAGGUCAUUCUAUCUAUUUAUGGGGUAAUGUACUACGCCUGCUAGAUCGCCACAGGUCAUUCUUUCUUAUUAUGUAUAUUGUACUACAUCUCCUGGAUCGCCACAGGUUAUUUUAUUUAUGUGUAUUGUACUACGCCUGCUGGAUCGCCACAGGUUUUUUAUUUAUAUAUAUUGUACUACCCCUGCUGUAUCUUCACAGGUUAUUUUAUUUAUGUAUAUUGUACUACCCCUGCUGGAUCGCCACAGGUUAUUUUAUUUAUGUAUAUUGUACUACAUCUGCUGGGUCGCCACAGGUUAUUUUAUUUAUGUAUAUUGUACUACAUCUGCUGGGUCGCCACAGGUUAUUUUAUUUAUGUAUAUUGUACUACGCCUGCUGGAUAGCCACAGGUUAUUUUAUUUAUGUGUAUUGUACUACGCCUGCUGGAUCGCCACAGGUUAUUUUAUUUAUGUGUAUUGUACUACGCCUGCUGGAUCGCCACAGGUUUUUUAUUUAUAUAUAUUGUACUACCCCUGCUGUAUCUUCACAGGUUAUUUUAUUUAUGUAUAUUGUACUACCCCUGCUGGAUCGCCACAGGUUAUUUUAUUUUUAUGUAUAUUGUACUACAUCUGCUGGGUCGCCACAGGUUAUUUUAUUUAUGUAUAUUGUACUACAUCUGCUGGGUCGCCACAGGUUAUUUUAUUUAUGUAUAUUGUACUACGCCUGCUGGAUAGCCACAGGUUAUUUUAUUUAUGUGUAUUGUACUACGCCUGCUGGAUCGCCACAGGUUGUACUACCCCUGCUGGAUUGCCACAGGUCAUUCAUUCUAUUUAUUUCUCAGUAUAGUAAUGCAUACAUGUAUGUAUUUAUUUUAUAUGUAUUAUAUUUCAGCACAUAGUACAUGUAGCACACAGUAUUUAUCAUGUUUAUAUCUUUAGUCUAGAUUGCUCCACACAUGCAGGGAUCGCUCCAAGUGUACAUUUCAUACAGUACAGUUAUAUAUAUUAUAUUUCAGGUCGUACCUGCUGGAUCGCUCCAGAUCAUUCGUUCUCUUUAUGUAUAUUGUACUACACCUGCUGGAUCGCCACAGGUCUUAUUGUACCUGCUGCAUCGCCACAGAUCAUUCAUUAUCUUUAUGUAUACUUUACUACGCCUGCUGGAUAGCCACAGGUCAUUCUAUUUAUGUGUAUUGUACUACGCCUGCUGGGUCACCACAGGUCAUAUUAUCUUUUAUUAUGUAUUAAUGUGUUAUAUUUAACUCAGCUAGUAUUUCCACUUAGACCCUCUUGUUUAAGGAAUACUUAGAUUUCCCAGGUUGUUUCUUUUCUUUUAUUUUACAGGAAAAUACAGAUACAGAUACAGAUAUUAAAACCUUCGUUUUUUCGGAUGAAGACUUCAGAACUUAUAGCACCGUUAACGUUAUAUAUGAACAAACAAUACCCUGAUGCCUGCCUUCAUAUAUAGUAUUAUGUGUAAGACAACAGUUCAACUUUUGUUUAUUUUAACUUAUCGUUUUCGGAUGCAAAAUUCAGAACUAUUAAGCACUAGAUAUGAGGAUAGCUAUAUCUUGAUGCAGACUUCAGAACUAUAUAGCACCGGAAUAUAUAAGGAGGACGAUACCUUGAUUCAUAGUUAACGUGUCAGAACUACAGUCACACUUCUUUAAACAUUAAACGCAAGAAUUUUGACUACAUGUAUGUAAGACAGAUUUAUUUUAUCCGUCUGGGUAAGAGAGAAGUGAUUACUGUGAGCACUCUUUCAGAACUAGUAGAGGGUUCGUUCUAAAGCACAACAGAAAGGUGUUGUUUUUGGAAUUAUUGUAUUGUUAAUGUAAUUUUUUAAUUAUUUUUUUUUUACAUUUGUAUUUGCUACCAUUAUUAUUUCUUGGGGGCUUUCAUUCUUUCAUUUUAUGAACUCAUUUCAUUUGGCUUUUAAUUCCAGGGGAAUCAUACUCCCCCAAUUCAAUAAUACAUCAGAUAGGUUAAUUCCUGUUGAGGAACAAAUUGUAUUUUAAGUAGUAUUUUUACUACGCUGGGAUCGCCCAGGAGCAAUUAGGUUCAUUCCUGUCGAGGAAUGUAGGUUCAUUCCUGGGGAUCGCCCCAGGAAACACAUAGGCUCAUUCCUGGGGAUCGCCUCAGGAAACACAUAGGUUCAUUCCUGGGGGUCGCCCCAGGAAACACAUAGGCUCAUUCCUGGGGAUCGCCCCAGGAAACACAUAGGUUCAUUCCUGGGGAUCGCCCCAGGAAACACAUAGGCUCAUUCCUGGGGAUCGCCCCAGGAAACACAUAGGCUCAUUCCUGGGGAUCGCCCCAGGAAACACAUAGGUUCAUUCCUGGGGAUCGCCCCAGGAAACACAUAGGUUCAUUCCUGGGGAUCGCCCCAGGAACAUUUUUUACUAAUCGCAUAUUUUUAUUUUUCUC
Mytilus trossulus (common blue mussel) is the source of this 2957-nucleotide messenger RNA. RefSeq lists its product as uncharacterized. NCBI's taxonomy places the organism in Eukaryota, Metazoa, Mollusca, Bivalvia, Mytilida, Mytilidae. The transcript has 2 exons. Bases 203 to 1435 code for a protein of 410 amino acids. The record is from RefSeq and is a predicted model, not a curated record.